This is a messenger RNA of Olea europaea var. sylvestris, 2648 nucleotides long. Its product is annotated as probable xyloglucan glycosyltransferase 6. Lineage: Eukaryota; Viridiplantae; Streptophyta; Magnoliopsida; Lamiales; Oleaceae. The record is from RefSeq and is a predicted model, not a curated record. Gene Ontology annotation, molecular function: glycosyltransferase activity. Gene Ontology annotation, cellular component: Golgi apparatus. The transcript has 5 exons. The coding region runs from base 159 to 2222 and encodes 687 amino acids.
AUACAUCUCCCAAAUUUAGCUUCGUCUCAAGUUCCAACUCUCCCCCAUUCCCCGGAUCCCAUUGCACUGCAAUGAUCCGCCAUUGAUACAGAAAAUUACACAGAUCCAAUCUAUACAUACACUUCCCUUUGUGUAUCUAUAUCCAUACCCAUUUACAUAUGUCUCCUUCACCAAACUAUGAAUUUCAAGAAUGGUGGAACAAGCAAAGAGCAAGCGACCACAACGAGCUAUUAUCUUCAUCGGAAACUUCCAGUGUUUUGACGGUUGAUAUACGCAGCGCCUCCACGGCGGCAGCGGCUUCGGUGUCGGAGAAGGACCGGACACGCAGUGCCCGCCAGCUUUCAUGGAUUUACCUCCUUAAGGUCCAUCAAAUCGCACAUUUCUUGGCCUUUAUAACCAAUGGAUUUAUUACCCUCAUUCGCACCGCGAAGCGCCGUGUCUCGUCCAGCUCCUCCAGUUCUUAUCGGUCUGAAUCGAGGUUUUAUAAGAUCAUUAAGCUUUUCUUGUUGAUGAGUAUUGUUUUGUUGGUUUUCGAGCUCAUUGCCUACUUUAAAGGCUGGCAUUUUAGUCCUCCGACUCUGGAAUCGGAGGUUGAGGACUUAGUUGAGUAUAUCUAUGCCAAAUGGUUAAGAAUAAGGGCGAAUUACCUGGCACCGCCAUUGCAGAGCUUGACAAAUGCGUGCAUCGUGUUGUUCAUGAUACAAUCGGUGGAUCGGUUAGUAUUGGUGCUGGGGUGUUUUUAUAUCAAGUUUAGAGGACUGAGACCAGAAGCGGAGAUGGAGUUCAUGGAAGAUGCCGAAAAUGGGGGCGUGAAUUUGGAGGAUUAUCCAAUGGUGAUGGUGCAAAUACCAAUGUGCAAUGAGAGGGAGGUAUAUCAACAAUCUAUUGCAGCAGUAUGUAUUCAAGAUUGGCCUAGGGAGAGAAUGCUUGUACAAAUACUGGAUGAUUCUGAUGAUACAGAUGUUCAGGCUCUCAUUAAGGCAGAAGUGCAUAAAUGGCAACAAAAGGGUGUGCACAUCAUAUACAUACAUCGUCUUGUUCGCACAGGCUAUAAGGCAGGGAAUCUUAAGUCUGCAAUGCAUCGUGAUUAUGUCAAAGAUUAUGAGUUUGUCGCAAUAUUUGAUGCGGAUUUCCAGCCCGCUUCAGAUUUUCUGAAGAAAACUAUUCCUUAUUUUAAGGGAAAAGAUGAUCUUGCCCUGGUUCAAACCAGGUGGAGUUUCGUCAACAAGGACGAGAAUUUGCUGACAAGGUUGCAGAACAUAAAUCUGGCUUUCCAUUUUGAGGUCGAGCAACAAGUCAAUGGGUGGUUCAUCAACUUCUUUGGUUUUAAUGGAACUGCUGGUGUGUGGAGAAUCAAAGCCCUGGAGGACUGCGGUGGCUGGUUGGAGCGAACAACCGUUGAAGACAUGGAUAUUGCUGUCCGUGCUCACCUUUAUGGUUGGAAAUUUAUCUAUCUGAAUGAUGUCAAGUGUUUAUGUGAACUACCUGAAUCUUACGAGGCAUACAAAAAACAGCAACACCGCUGGCACUCAGGACCCAUGCAGUUGUUCCGCUUGUGCUUUGUUGACAUACUACGCUCGAAGGUGAGCUGGGUGAAGAAAGCAAAUCUGAUAUUUCUCUUCUUCCUCCUGCGGAAGCUUAUACUACCAUUUUAUUCGUUUACUCUCUUCUGCAUUAUUCUUCCGUUGACCAUGUUCCUGCCAGAAGCUCAGCUGCCCUUUUGGGUUGUUUGUUAUAUCCCAGGACUUGUCUCUAUACUGAACAUCCUUCCGUCUCCUCGAUCAUUUCCAUUUAUCGUGCCUUAUCUUCUUUUCGAGAACACCAUGUCUGUGACCAAGUUCAAUGCCAUGGUAUCAGGACUCUUCCAGUUGGGAAGUUCUUAUGAGUGGAUCGUCACCAAGAAAUUGGGUAGAUCAUCAGAAGCAGAUUUAGUCGCCAUGGUGGAAAAUGAAUCGGCGCCUUUGGUGGAAAGUGGCUGGGUCCACAGGUCAUCCUCCGAAUCAGGUCUUGCCGAGCUUAACAAACUAGAAAUGACCAAAAAGACCAGGAAAAAAAGAAGAAACCGUCUAUACAGGAAGGAACUUGCUCUUGCAUUCAUAUUGUUGACUGCAUCGAUGAGAAGCUUGUUAUCCGCACAGGGAAUUCACUUCUAUUUCCUCUUGUUUCAAGGUAUCACUUUCCUAGUUGUUGGACUUGAUUUGAUAGGAGAACAGGUGAGUUAAUCCAAUUGAUUCUCAUUGUGUUGCUAGCUGUUCUGCAUGGAUCAAGCCAGGAACAUAGAAAGAAAUCAAGCAUUUAUCUUAUAAUUCAAGUAACAUUAAGACCCCGGGAAAGGUCCAGAUCCAUACGUUUGAAGAAAGAUUUUAUACCAUUUUGUUAGUGUUAAAUUAUAUGCCCUCAAUUGAUGCAAGCGGCUUUCAAGUGGUGAAGAUCUCAAGAGAAGAGUAUAUAUAGUAGCAGGAUCAUUGGAUUUUAUCUGAAUCUCUUAGAACAAUUUGAUUUUAUUGUACAUGUUGCCUGUGUAAGUUUUUGAAGGCUUUUAUUUUGGUUAAAUGUUUCAGUCUUUAUCUCUGUAAUUAAUUAUGUGAUGUACAAUUACAUACAUUUUUAUGGGAAAAGAGAACAUUCACUUGGAGUUUAUGUUAUCA